Pseudogymnoascus verrucosus is the source of this 3754-nucleotide messenger RNA. RefSeq lists its product as uncharacterized. The record is from RefSeq and is a predicted model, not a curated record. NCBI's taxonomy places the organism in Eukaryota, Fungi, Ascomycota, Leotiomycetes, Thelebolales, Thelebolaceae. Gene Ontology annotation, cellular component: cell cortex; mating projection tip; spindle pole body. The transcript has a single exon. Bases 214 to 3501 code for a protein of 1095 amino acids. Gene Ontology annotation, biological process: nuclear migration along microtubule; mitotic spindle orientation checkpoint signaling; establishment of spindle localization.
AAACAAUCCUAAUCAAUCCUACCACCUCGACAUUUCUAUACUCUACCUACUAAUCUACUACUCCUCCUACUCCCGUAUAAUCAUUCUCCAAAUACCUCAUUCCUCAUUCUUCAUUUCAUUCUCUUUCCCCUCUUACUUCAUUGUCCUUACUAUCCAGAAAGGCCAUUAUGACUUUACCCUGAUUUUGAACCCUUGUGCCCUUGAAGAGUGACCAUGACCAUCGGGUCUGUGGUACUUCCGCUUCUACGACGGCAUGGAUCAUCCUCAGAAUUAAAACCCACGCAUGCAACAACGGUCGCCGCAGCCACUUCCACUUCCACCUCAACCACCAACCUCGACUCAACAACCUCAACCCACGAGCGCCCUCCCAAUCCACCGCCGCCCAUACGCCAGACCCGCCGCCCAUCCCCCGGAUUGGCCGCGCGACUCAAGGCCCUCGGCUUCACCAGCGACUCCAAGCAGCGCUCACCCUCCUCCACCGACGCACCAGGCUCCAGCAGCAGCGACUACAUCGGCCGCAUCCCCGAAGACCACAUCCGGUCCAUCGACUCCCUGCACCGCGCGAACUCGACCAGCUCCCUCGUCCCCCGCCGCGGACGCACCUGGAGCUCCAACAGCAGUAGCAGGCAACACGCUCCACAGAUCACCGGUUCCGCAGAGACAGGCUUCACUGUCUUAGAUCCUGCGGCCGACCGCCGCGCGAGCGACGCUACACAAGACCUUACACCACCCGCGAUAAUACCAGCAGCUACAGUAGCCGCGCCAAUACCACCUCGUGCUGCUACUGCGCUGUCCGUAAGCGAGGCGGCCGUUCGGGCGGACGAAGUCGCGAGGAGAGACCCUUCACCCGUCCCCAAGGUCGAGAUCAGCGACAUGAGUACCUACGACGCGCCCUUCGACAGCGAGGACGUCCAGAAGUACCGCCUCCCUGAGCACGUCAACGGUAAUGGCACCAAGGCCACGCUGGCCACGAAAGUAGCGCACCUGGAACGCAUGGAUGAUCCGCCGCCGCCUAUGCCGCUGCCGAAGGAUCUGCCUGAUUUGCCGGCGGGAGAGGAUGAUUUCUCGGGGGAUGUGCAGUCGUAUUUUAACCCGUUUGGGUUGCAGAGGGCGGGUUCGAUAUAUACCCUCUCGAGAGUGUCGUUUGCGAAUCAAUUGGCACAGUUAACGUCGCUGCAGCUGCCGGAUGCUGGAUCCCUGGCCAGCAAGGUGUCAGCGAUACCGACGUCGCAUGCAGCGGCGAGAGCGUUGAUGGGCGCAGCGGAGCAGAUAAAGAGUUGGAUAUCCAAGGCGUCGGAGGUGCUGGACGGGCUGGACGCGGAUGAUGAUGUUGAGUGGGCUGCUGCGGGUGGCCGUGAGGGAUUGGAGGAUGUGGAUAAUGCAAUUGUGCGGUUCGAGCAGCUCAUCAGCGUGUAUGUGACUGCGAUUGAAGAGUUACAGAAUAGGACGGAUAUCUCGAACGUGCCAGCGAGCGAGCUUACGAUGGUGGUUACGCAGGUGGAGACGAUAUUGAGUGAGUGGGAGAAGAUACGGCGGACGCUGACGGAGGUCAAGGGACAGGUUGGCGUGGCUAUAGAGUGGGAGGAGCUGUGGAAUGUCGUGCUGGGAGAUAUUGGAUAUGAGAUGGAUAUAUUAAGCACGUUGGUAUUUGAGAUGGAGGAGAAGCGGCACAAGUCCCUCCUGGCCGAAGCCAGCGAAGAGGGCGUCGAUCUGAAAGACCUCGAGACGAUUGUCGAAGAGACACCACCUACCAAGGUCAUCCACAACAAGAACCGCUUCAGCGUCGCUCCCGCGCCCUUCCCCUUAACCCCGAACUCACCAAGCACACCCACCACCGCACAAGACGACUCGAGUCUCCUCGCCCUAUUCGCACGCAUGCAACCCCUAAGAGCAUCCCUUGACUUCCUCCCCAUGCGCCUCUCCACCUUCCACUCCCGCGCCGAAGACACCUUCCCCACCGCCUGCGACGAGCUCGAAGGCCGCCGCGACGGUCUCGAAAGCAGCUGGGCCGCCCUCGAAAAGGACGCCGCCUCCCUCCGCCGCGAGCUAGGCGAAGACCGCUGGGUUCUCGUCUUCCGCGGUGCAGGCCGUCAAGCGAAUAAAAUGUACGAGUCCGUCGGCCGCAGUCUCUCCAAACUCCAAGAGGCGCUCGACAACGGCACACAGGCGCAAAACGCCUCAACCUUAGUCCAAAAGAUCGAGAACUACGAAACCAAAAAGACGCACUACGGUCCCGCCAUCGAGCGCGUCCUCGGCAUAAUCGAAAAGGGCGUCCAAGAUCGCCUCACCGUCAACGGCGAGAUCGUGCGUCUCCACUCCGAGAUGCAAGGGAAAUGGGAAGACCUCAAAUCCCAAAUGUCCGAGCUCGACAAAGCCGUCGAAGCCGCCCAAGCCGGCCGCCGCGAACAACAACUCCGCGACUACGUCUCAAGCCUUAUGUCCAACGACCGCUCUUCCACCGUCGGUUCCGCCGCCGACACGCCCGGUAGCUCCCCGGCGUCAUCGGUGAUUAUGUCCAACCUCGCCCACGGCACCGAUCCCACCACCCCCGGCAAAGCAGGGAAACCCCGCGCCCCCACCACGGGGCUCCCGCAGCCGGGAUCCAGACACACGCCCCUGAGCGGGAAUUACCCCCGCCGCAACCUCUCCGCGCCCCGCUCCUCGGGGUAUGGGAAGCCGACGUAUACGCCUACGCCUGCGUCGCGCGAGGCGUCUGCUACGCCGACGGGGAGGAUUCCGAGACUGUCGUUCUCGUCGGCGAGUAUGGCGGGGAGACCGAGGUGGAAUUCCAGCGUCAAGACGGAAGAUGGGCUUACAGGACAUAAUUUCAAGCCCUUGAGUGCUGGGACACCGAGUCCCUACGCGCGCGGCUCGACGCCGACAGGAAGCCGUAACGCAUCCUUCGCCGAGCGCGCGCACGAGCGGUCCGGCAGCGCCUCCAAGAUCCCCUUGCGCAGAUCGAUGGGGGGAGAGGAGAGUCUGGGAUCACCUGGACCGCCGCCGCCAGCGGAGGGCGCAUCGCCGAGGCUACCACAAGUAACAACCCCACUACCGAAUCGGACAAAGAACCUCGCCUCAUUCAAAGACCGCAUGGCAAGCCCCAGCCCAGGUCCAUACGCACAACAACCCAUGUCCUCCCCCGGGGGCCUCAAAGCGAGUAGACGGCUAAGCGUACAACCCAGCCCCGGGGCUAGAUCAGUAUCGAGAAGGGCGUCUAUGCAACCCCUCUCUAGCGAAGGGGGGUCGGAGAGGAGUACGUCUACGAGUCCGUUGGCUGUGGCGAAGCGGCCGGGGAGUUCGCUGGCGGGGACGGCGGGGGGGAGGAGAACUAGUUUGCUGCCGCAGCCACGCGGGAGGGAGACAACGGGGAGGGAUAGUAGGGCGGGUGGGAGGGAGAGUCCGGCUGUUGUGGGGGCGAGGGUGGCGAUGAGGAGGGAGGGGAGUGUGGUUGGGAGUGCGAGUGGGGGGGAUAAGGAUAAUAAGCCGAAGUGGAGGGGUUGAGAAGGGGGGGUGGUUCCCUGAACACGAAAUCGAUGCGGGGAGCAGCGGUCUUUGUGUGUGUUUAACUGUCUGACUGUUUGACUGGACUGUUUGACUGGACUGUUUGUUAUUAUCGUUGUUGUUGUCGUUUGAUACCACUUUGAUCAUCUGGAUUUUUUGUUAUUUUUUGUUUAGCGAUUCGCUGUUUUUUUUUUCCUGGCUUGCUGGCUGGGAGCUGAGGGCUGGGGGCUGGGGGCUUGAUACAUGGUUUUUG